CCGAGCGUGACGCAUCUGGCCUCCGAACCGUUCGUCAAAGAUCCGCGGUCUUGGCGAAGCUGUGGCUGAAUUGGGAAAAUGCCACCAAAGACCAAACAGACACAACACAACAGCCGAUCAACAAACUAUCUAUUAGUUGUUAGUUGCAAAGAGGACGUGUUGACCUCGGUACUUCAAAGAGUUGCCCUUUAGCCGGCUGCUUCAGCAUAAGAGGUUCUUUGUUUCUCGGCAGGCUUUAAUUUUGCCAAAGAUUCCCCUUGCUAUCCUUCAGAUCCAAAAGAUACCGGUACCAACUAGCUAGUAUCCUUUUACUUUAGCUUAUAUUCAGCCGCCAUGUCGUUAAUCCAACCAACUAUCCGCCGAUUCCCCAAGGAUGCCGACACUCUGGCUGAUUCCAAUCUUCCGUUUUCGUGUGUUUUGACACCCAUGAAAACAACAGUCUCUGUGGAACUGGAUCAAACGACUAAACUACCCAAGAAACCAACAGCCAAUGCUCAUCACAAUUAUCCUUUAUUGGCUUCGAUACCCAAAUGCAUGCAAUGUGGAGCUCCUCAUCCAACCAAAGAGACCCACUUUUGGCCAUCUCCCUAUUCCAUGUCUGCCGAUGCAUCCCCUUCGUUCCUCUUGUGCUAUCUAUGUGGAGGCAAAACUACCAUUGAUCAGUUACCCCCGUAUUCCGGUUCUGGUGAUUCGGUGGAUCAUCAGUCGCCACGCAUUUAUCAACUUCCACUUCUCACUACGCCCGAAGCCACCUAUUGGUCAUUACCUGCCAAAGUAUGCCCCCCUGUCUGCUGGUUCUUGCUGGAUGGAUCUUGUACCCAUCGAUCCUAUUGGAACACCAUGGCCCAUCUCUUGCCACAAGUGCUGGAAGAUAUUCCUCCACAUGUUCACGUGGGAAUCUUGUUGGCAGCCACUGUACCCUCGUCGGGAUCGGAAGAAACGGCAACAACUUUUUCGUACAUGGAUUUGACCAGUCCAAUGCCACACAUGCUCCAAUACGUACAGUACGAAGACGAAGAAGAUGAUGACGACGAUGAUGAUGACGACGACAACGGCCAACUAUUUGAAAAUGGGGGUCUCUUGGAUCGAAUGGCAUUGGUGCCGGCCGAUUCCUUGCAUUUACCCAAUAUACACGCCGCCAUUCGAUCCUUGGUGGACUAUGAUCCCUCCCAACUCACCACCACACAGCAGGCAUACACGGUCAGCAUGCCACUGGGAAAAACCAUUGAAUCCGUUCUGGAUUACAUGGAUCGAGCCCAUCAUCCGGGACAAACGGACGAUAUAGCGGACGAGUCGGAAAAAGAGGACGCGGCUUCCUCCUUCUUGGAGGAUCAUAUACUCUAUGCUGGUGGCAAAAUCAUGUCAUUUCUAGCCAGUUGUCCGACGGAUUUGCGAGGCGAGGAUUGGAGGCCCCUCACGCGAAAGUCACUGCCACGAACCACAGUGGGAUUGGGAGGAUUUGGUGGAGUUGUCCAAAAGGAUGCUGCUUCCCCAGCUGCAGAAAAGGAGGAUGUCACAAAACCAAGCACGAAUGGUAUUAGCAAUCGUAUUAGCGAAAAGAAGGCCAAAAAGAAACUGUUUCUUCGAAGGCAUCUUCACGACGAGGAAACGGGCAUUCGUACGUCAGCAACGGGUGAUGAUGAUGAUGAGGAGGAAGAUUUGGAUACAGACAUGACUCCUUCGAGCUUGUUGGAUUAUUACCGAGCUCCAGAACAUGUGGAAGCUUACUUUACCGAACUUGGCACGCAAUGCGCCGAGUCAGCUUUGGGCGUAGACAUCUUUGUCCUCGUACAACCCAACGAUGAUGGCUGUGAGGACAGUGCUGAGUUGGAUGUUGGACUUCCCUUUUUGCGUGGAUUGUCUGAUCGCAGCGGUGCGCCGGGGCCUCUGGUGUUCCCAGUUCACCAGGGUUAUGCCACCCCGAUUUCGAACAAUCCAGAUAUCCAACGACUGAAGCGAGAAGUUUGUGCCAGAGCCCCGUGGGGCGCAUACGACGGUGGCGAGGUGGAAUCUGACGACAAACCUGCCGGUGGUGCUUGUCAUCAGCCCAUGGCUUUUGGCGGAGAACUGCGUUUACGGCUUUCUCCUAGCUUUGAGGUUGACAAGUCGCCGGUGGAUGAAGUAGACGAAGGGCCUCAGUUGGCUCCAUUGUACUCCAGUGGAGGGAUCAUGGGGCCGGCAUCCGAAGAAGAAGACGUCGGGAACCUCUGGCGAAUGGGAACAUGCGACCCGUUUACUGCGCUCUCGGUCGACUUGGAUAUGAAAAAGAAAGAAGCAAAAGAUAAACUGAAAGUCGACGGUAUGGGAGAGAUCAAUUGGAAGCCAGUCAUGCAAACCUGCUUCGCUUACACAGCCAUCGUUAAAGACCCAGAACAACCGGGCGAGUACCUUGCAGUUCGCCAGAUGAGAAUAGCCUGUGUGCGCACUCCUUUGACGGAUGAUGUGGAAACACUAUAUUCUUCAAUGGACCCCGAUGUUAUUGGGUCUGUUCUUUACCACAAACUCACCUUAACCUUGUUACGAGACGGUCUCUCGAUGGCUCAGACCAUUGGCGAGGAUUGGUUGAAGUCCCUUCUCGUCUGCGCUUACCAAUCUGCCGAAACGGAAGAACUUCUUCAACGCGAGCAAGCCGAGAAGGGCCUCUCAAAGUACGACAGUAACAACGACAACACGACUCUGACUUUCUAUGCCAACGAACGACUUUUGGAUAGAGAAGGCGAAUUGUCGGCAGAAGAUGUUCUACUGGGCCAGGGCCAUGAGCUGAUCAAGACUUUGCCGCUCAUAGUCUAUUCUCUUCUCCAUUGCGACGCGAUUCGCCCUUCGACGGCAUCUUCCAAGAUGAACGUGACUACAUCAUCAUAUCUUCCCACGACGGAUGCGCGAUGUGCAGCGGGUGCGCAAAUGUCGUCAAUGACUCCCCCGACCAUGUCGAAAUGCAUAGCUCCGAGGCUUCAAUUGUGGUCUGCAGGUGAAGGGAUGAUAUUGGACAUGGUGGACUUGAAAAUGGAGGCCGUCGUCCAAUCCGUAGGAGAAUUUGGUUUUGAAGCCAAAACUGGAAAGCCACGACCUGACUUGGUAUUAUUUUUGGAUGCUCCCGAUUGCAUCGUAGUUUGCGAUGCUAGUUAUGUUAGCAGCGGUCCUUCCCCGUCAUCAAAGAAGAACAAGAAGACGUGCAUUGGGCCUUUGCUUGACAACGCCAUCAAAGCUGCUGUUCGAAGCUACAGAACACCACCCACAAUCAUUUACGAUUUUGACGAGCCUGAUAGCCAGCAGGAUCCUCUGGAGAAGCGGCCAGGAUACCGUCGCUUGCUGGCCUCGCUUGUGGAAGACCAGCCAGGGAACAAUGGCGCGUCAAACUUCAAACAGUGGGGAGAGAACCUGGCCGAACAGAUUCAUGAGGAGCUUGAGAAGGAAGAUGAUUGAAGACUGCCUGGGAGCGAUAUGUCAGGAACGAUUGUAAGAUUGCGAGGUGCCUUUGCAGGGACGCAUUCUUGCCGUUGUAGUGUGGUUCAGCAUACUAGUCCAUGCUAGCAAGCGGCAACAACUCCAUUGAGGCUGCUACAAUUUCAUCACUGACUAUAAAACGAUCUUAGUAACUUAACUAUCGCUAGCUUUUAGUAACUUAACUGUCGCU
Seminavis robusta is the source of this 3634-nucleotide messenger RNA. The record is from the annotation of a GenBank genome assembly. Lineage: Eukaryota; Bacillariophyta; Bacillariophyceae; Naviculales; Naviculaceae.